GGCACCCAGCUCUGUCGAGGAGGGGGUGGCCGGGGGGAGCCGGCCCGGACCGUCCGAGAUGUGGCUCAAACCGGAGGAGGUGCUGCUCAAGAACGCGCUCAAGCUGUGGCUCCUCGAACGGGCCAACGACUACUUCGUGCUGCAGCGGCGCCGGGGCCACGGGGAGGAAGGCGGCGGCAGCGGGGGGCUCACAGGCCUUCUGGUUGGGACACUUGAUUCGGUCUUAGACUCAACUGCUAAAGUAGCUCCAUUUCGCAUCCUCCAUCAGACACCAGGUUCUCAGGUUUAUUGGUCCAUCGCAUGUGGAGCCAGCCGAGAAGAAAUAUACAAGCACUGGGAGUGGUUGGAACAAAAUGUCAUGAAGACCUUAUCUGUGUUUGACUCAAAUGAAGAUAUUACUAGUUUUGUGCAUGGAAAGAUAAGAGGACUUAUUGCCGAAGAGGGAAAAGAUUCUCUUGUAAAAGGCGAAGAUCCUGAGAAACUUCGAGAAGCUCUCAUGAAAUUUGAGAAAUGCUUUGGUUUGGCCAAACAGGAGAAGUUGGUGACCUAUUAUUCAUGCAGUUAUUGGAGAGGACGAGUUCCUUGCCAGGGUUGGCUCUAUCUUAGCUCCAACUUUCUCAGUUUCUAUUCUUUUUUGUUGGGAUCAGAAAUUAAGCUUGUUAUCUCCUGGGAUGCCAUCUCCAAACUGGAAAAAACAUCAAAUGUCCUUCUCACUGAGAGUAUCCGUGUGUGUUCCCGGGGGGAGGAUUACUACUUUUCUAUGUUUUUGCACAUUACUGAAACAUUCUUUCUCAUGGAGCAGCUGGCCAACUAUGCGGUCAGAAGACUUUUUGACAAGGAGACAUUUGAAAACGACUUAGCCCUCAAUGAUCCUCUUAAAAUCACCAAAAGAACGAUGGAGGACCUGGCACGCAGCGAGCAGUUCAGUUCAUUUUUUAGGCUCCCCAAAGAAGAGAACCUGAAAGAAGUGCAUGAAUGUUUCUUACGGGUCCCAUCCAGCCACUUGAGUGCUCAUGGGAGAAUGUGUGUUUUUGAAAACUACAUCUGUUUUGCCAGUCAUGAUGCCAGUCUCUGCAGUGUAGUCCUUCCACUAAGAGAGGUCCUUGCUAUAGACAAGGUGAAUGACUCUAGCCAGUCAGUCGUCAUUAGCGUCAAGGGAAAGAAAGCCUUCCGAUUCUCUGACGUCAGGGACUUUGAGCAGCUUGUGGCAAGACUGAAACUUAAGUGUGGAGCAGCUUCCAUUCCCCAGCAGGAUGUUAGCACAGAGCCUGUCCCCAGUCCUGACCCCGGGAGCUCAGGGCACUCUUCUAAGGAGCCCUCUCUGAUGGGACAGAAAGAUUGCAGUAAGACUGUGAGCACACAAGCUUUAAUGACAGAAUUCCACCCUCAAGAUCUGGAGAAUCUUGAUUCCAAAAUGCUGAAAGAGAAGAUGAAGGAACAAUCAUGGAAUAUACUCUUUGUGGAAUAUGGCCGUGGCGUUAGCAUGUUCCGUACAAAAAAGACUCGAGACUUGGUUGUGAGGGGUAUUCCUGAGACUUUAAGAGGAGAACUGUGGUUGCUUUUUUCAGGUGCUAUUAAUGAUAUGACUACUAACCCAGGCUAUUAUGCUGACAUGGUCGAGCGGUCCUUAGGGACCUAUACAGUGGCUACUGAUGAAAUUGAACGGGACUUGCGGCGCUCCCUGCCUGAGCACCCGGCCUUUCAGAGUGACACUGGGAUAUCUGCAUUGAGGCGGGUACUCACCGCAUACGCAUACCGGAACCCAAGAAUUGGCUACUGCCAGGCAAUGAACAUUUUGACAUCGGUGUUGCUUCUAUAUGCAAAAGAAGAAGCAGCCUUUUGGCUUCUGGUUGCCGUGUGUGAACGGAUGCUGCCUGAUUAUUUUAAUCACCGGAUUAUUGGUGCCUUGGUGGAUCAAGCGGUCUUUGAGGAGCUGAUCAGAGAGCAUCUCCCUCAGCUGACAAGUCACAUGACUGACAUGACCUUCUUUUCCUCAAUCUCCCUCUCCUGGUUCCUCACCCUCUUUAUCAGUGUGCUUCCUAUUGAAAGUGCUGUGAAUGUCGUGGACUGUUUCUUCUAUGAUGGGAUAAAGGCCAUCUUACAGCUGGGAUUGGCAGUGCUUGACUAUAACAUGGAACAACUGCUGACGUGUAAAGACGAUGCUGAAGCUGUCACAGUGUUAAACAGGUUCUUCGACAAUGUCACUAACAAGGACAGUCCAUUGCCUUCGACUGUUCAACAGGGCUCAACUACAAGUGAUGCCAAAAGCCAUCAGACCAAAGUGGAUAUCACAGAUUUGAUUAGAGAAGCAAAUGAGAAAUACGGCGCAAUUCGCUACGAGGAUGUGUACAGCAUGCGCAGGAGAAGUCGGCUGUAUGUGAUCCAGGUGCUUGAGGAAACCACAAAGCAGAAUGUGCUCCGGGUUGUAUCACAGGAUGUCAAAUUCGGCCUUCGUGAAUUAGAAGAACUUUAUGACAUCUUUAAGAGAGAGCACUUUUUGUCUUGUUACUGGAAUUUGACCAGCACCACCCUCAGGCACCAUGACCCCAGCUUGCCGUACUUGGAGCAGUAUCAGAUUGAUUGCCAGCAGUUCCGAAUACUGUAUCAUCUCUUGAGUCCCUGGGCUUAUUCUGCCAACCGGGAUUGCUUGGCACUCUGGACCUUCCGAUUGCUGGAUGAAAACUCUGACUGCCUUAUCAACUUCAAAGAGUUCUCCUGUGCAUUUGAUAUCCUGUAUAAUGGAAGUUUUACUGAGAAGCUUAAGCUACUUUUCAAGCUACAUAUUCCACCAGCUUUUACCGAAGUGGAGUCUGUGAGCCCAUCAAAAGGAGAUCGACUUUCCGAGGAUGAACUUCUCCGCUUCAGCCAGUUCCAUGUUUCCUUACCCGCACAUGGACAGGAAGUAGGAUCAGCGAAAGGCAACCCAGAGAAAGGCAGGGGGAAACUCGAUGUUCAGGCGUAUCUAAAGCAGUGGCAAGAUGAACUUCUCAAAAAAGAAGAAAACAUUAAGGAUUUACCCAGAAUGAAUCAGGUACAAUUUAUUCAGCUCUCCAAGACCUUUGAUAACUUGUUUCAUGGGCAUCCUGAGGAAGAAGAGUUAUACCAGGCCAUCGCAGUUGUGACCAAUCUCUUGCUCAGGAUGGAAGAAGUGGGGAGGAGACUUCAUGGCACAAUGUCACCCACCAAAGAGAAGGCCAGUGACUCCACCACCAUAGGGGACCCUGGUAACAGCAGCACCCCUCAGCCGACUGAAGCAGCAAAGGAGCUCUCCCCACUUAAAGAGGAACACCAGUGGUCUUUUGCUUUUGAGCAGAUCCUUGCAUCAUUGUUAAAUGAGCCUGUCAUAGUGAGGUUUUUUGAAAAACCAGUAGAUGUCCAAGCCAAGUUAGCAGAUGCAAAAGCCUCCCAGCUGAGUUCUAGAACAAGGGUGUAAUUUACCAGCGUGGAACCCAUUUUUACCAAGGAUUGCCUGAAGUUUACCAGGGUCCAUUGAGCUCAUUCCCUGUGAUCCCUGGGAAGAAACCUCAGGGAUUUAGCUUUAUGUGGCACAGAUCUAUUUGAAGGAAACCAAGGUACCCCAAAGCACAAUUCCA
Molecule: messenger RNA, 3593 nt
Organism: Dromiciops gliroides (monito del monte)
Lineage: Eukaryota; Metazoa; Chordata; Mammalia; Microbiotheria; Microbiotheriidae
Gene: TBC1D8B
Product: TBC1 domain family member 8B
Exons: 21
Coding region: 59-3433 (1124 amino acids)
Source: RefSeq, a predicted model, not a curated record